GACCUUCCUCCUUCCCGCAGCCCCGGCGAGAUCUGGAGAGACGCGGUGGCUGCGGCUGCAGCGCAGCCUCUCUUCCCCUGGGAAGUCGUCCGGGCUUGAGGCUGGGCCCCAGACGCCCCGCUUUGCCCUGUAGCGCCGCCGAUGUUGCCGGGCGCGCCUGCCCCCAGGAUCUCUCCUCUGCCUCCCAGCGCAUGAACAGCCCAGCCUGCUGACUGCCGCUCCACACCUGUCCAUCCCCCCACGGCCACACCAUGUCCGGCUCCUACGACGAGGCCUCGCUAGCUCCAGAGGAGACCACUGACAGCUUCUGGGAGGUGGGGAACUACAAGCGGACGGUGAAGCGCAUCGAUGACGGGCACCGCCUGUGCAACGACCUGAUGAACUGCGUGCAGGAGCGCGCCAAGAUCGAGAAGGCGUACUCGCAGCAGCUCACCGACUGGGCCAAGCGCUGGCGCCAGCUCAUCGAGAAAGGCCCACAGUAUGGCAGCCUGGAGCGGGCCUGGGGUGCCAUAAUGACGGAGGCGGACAAGGUGAGCGAACUGCAUCAGGAGGUGAAGAACAACCUGUUGAACGAGGACCUGGAGAAGGUCAAGAACUGGCAGAAGGAUGCCUAUCACAAGCAGAUCAUGGGCGGCUUCAAGGAGACCAAGGAGGCUGAAGACGGCUUCCGCAAGGCCCAGAAGCCCUGGGCCAAGAAGAUGAAGGAGCUAGAGGCAGCCAAGAAGGCCUACCAUCUGGCCUGCAAAGAGGAGAAGCUGGCUAUGACCCGGGAGAUGAAUAGCAAGACGGAGCAGUCGGUCACACCUGAGCAGCAAAAGAAGCUGCAGGACAAAGUGGACAAGUGCAAGCAGGAUGUUCAGAAGACACAGGAGAAGUAUGAGAAGGUGCUGGAAGAUGUGGGCAAGACCACUCCCCAGUACAUGGAGGGCAUGGAGCAGGUGUUUGAGCAGUGCCAGCAAUUUGAGGAAAAACGGCUGGUCUUUCUCAAGGAGGUGCUGCUGGACAUCAAACGUCACCUCAACCUCGCUGAGAAUAGCAGCUAUGUCCACGUGUACCGGGAGCUGGAGCAGGCCAUCCGCGGGGCCGACGCCCAGGAUGACCUCAGAUGGUUCCGCAGCACCAGCGGCCCUGGCAUGCCCAUGAAUUGGCCCCAGUUUGAGGAGUGGAACCCAGACCUCCCUCACACCACCACCAAGAAGGAGAAACAGCCCAAGAAGGCAGAGGGGGUAGCGCUGACCAAUGCCACGGGGGUGGUGGAGUCCACAUCCCAGGCUGGGGACCGUGGCAGUGUUAGCAGCUAUGACAGGGGCCAGCCUUAUGCCACCGAGUGGUCAGAUGAUGAGAGUGGGAAUCCAUUUGGGGGUAAUGAGGCCAACGGGGGCUCCAACCCCUUUGAUGAUGAUGCCAAGGGUGUGCGUGUUCGGGCACUCUAUGACUAUGACGGCCAGGAACAGGAUGAGCUCAGCUUCAAGGCUGGAGAUGAGCUCACCAAGCUGGGCGAGGAGGACGAGCAGGGUUGGUGCCGCGGGCGGCUGGACAGCGGGCAGCUGGGCCUCUAUCCCGCCAACUAUGUGGAGGCCAUCUAGCCGCCCC
Molecule: messenger RNA, 1593 nt
Organism: Vicugna pacos (alpaca)
Lineage: Eukaryota; Metazoa; Chordata; Mammalia; Artiodactyla; Camelidae
Source: RefSeq, a predicted model, not a curated record